Messenger RNA from Fraxinus pennsylvanica, 828 nucleotides. The record is from the annotation of a GenBank genome assembly. NCBI's taxonomy places the organism in Eukaryota, Viridiplantae, Streptophyta, Magnoliopsida, Lamiales, Oleaceae.
AUGGUCAAACACUCAUCAGGCCGCGAGUACUGGCGGAGGACCGAUGUCGACGUUGACCGCCAUGUCCUCGUAUUCGAUAAACCUCUCUCCGAUGACCCGUCCAUCUCCGACCAAGAUUCUGUCAAUGAUUAUCUUUCCGAUCUCUCGGUUUCUUCUCCACUCAGUACCGAUAAACCACUGUGGGAAAUCCACCUGCUCAUGGCGCACAAUUGCUUGGUCUUCCGCUUGCACCAUGCUCUCGGAGAUGGAAUUUCAUUGAUGUCGAUGCUUCUCUCUUGUUGCCGGAGAGCUGAUGAUCCUUCGCAGCUUCCGACCAUUGGUGGCGUAGGAACCUCAUCGACGACGAGGCGGCGGUGGAGCUUGUGGACAUUAAUGAAAGUAGUGUGGUACACGUUGGUGUACGUUUUGGAGUUCAUGUUGAGGGCUUUGUGGCUGAAGGACAAGAAAACCGUCAUCAGCGGCGGCUCAGGGGUGGAGCUCUGGCCGCGGAAGCUGGCAACGGCGAAGUUUAGACUUGAUGAUAUGAAGAUCGUCAAAAAAGCUAUUACCGAUGCAAGAGUGAGGUUCCCUUUCUCGUCGCGGAUAAUUCAUGGGAUGAAUAGUUGGUCUCCAAGUUCUGAACUCACUGAUUCAGGAGAUUCCGAGUUCGGAGUGGAGGUUUGUCGUAAUUUGGAUUUCGGUUUGAGUUUGGGUUUGGGUGAGGCAAAUUUGAUGUUAAAUUUGGUGGUGGUGGAGGAAGAAGAGCAUGUAAUGAGGGUGCGGAGGUGGCGGUGGGCGAUUUGGGACAGGAAAGUGGACCUGGAAAGGCGGAGGGUGGUGAAAACAUAG